UUAUUUGUAAGGUUUCUAAAAUGAAGAAGUGCUUAAAAUACUAAUAAGAAAGGGCUCAUUAUUAGAAAAGAGUCGAAAAGAUUUCAGAAAGGAAAUUUCAGCUUUAAGGUAAUAAUCAAUAUGUAUAUUUCUAGAAUAUUCUGUAAUAUCGUAAAUAUGACAAUGAUGG
This is a messenger RNA of Paramecium primaurelia, 169 nucleotides long. Lineage: Eukaryota; Ciliophora; Oligohymenophorea; Peniculida; Parameciidae. The record is from the annotation of a GenBank genome assembly.